Molecule: messenger RNA, 2701 nt
Organism: Sitodiplosis mosellana (orange wheat blossom midge)
Lineage: Eukaryota; Metazoa; Arthropoda; Insecta; Diptera; Cecidomyiidae
Exons: 5
Coding region: 1-2535 (844 amino acids)
Biological process (GO): stabilization of membrane potential; potassium ion transmembrane transport
Cellular component (GO): membrane
Molecular function (GO): potassium ion leak channel activity
Source: RefSeq, a predicted model, not a curated record
AUGAAUGAAUCGAAUUUGGAUGCCCCGGCCUUAGUGCGACGACGGCGCCGCAUUGCGCGACAACAACGCGAAAAAACGCCGGAACCCAUUGCUAAAACGAUGGGUGGCAUUAAGCCGAAAUUUUCGGAUGAUGAAAGUAGUAGCACAACAACCACGACAAAUGAAUAUGAAAAGAGACGCACAAAUCCGGCCAUGAUACUGGGCACCACAAGGGUGAAGGUGAAAACUGCAUCGAAUAGCAGCGCAGGUAGUGGCAAUAGUAGUAAUGUGGCGUAUAGAGAGAAGAUUCUGAAUCGGCGGGAUCGAGCCAGUCGAUCGGCAACAAUUGUUCGAAGUCAAUCAACACCUAGGGAAAUACCACCAGAUUCACCGACUCCGGAAAGUAAAUCACCGAGUGACACCAGCGGCAAUGUUGUACGAUUUCUACGGAAAGCCAAACGAAGUCUAUCGAUUCCAAGGCGUCGCCGUGAUGUAGCCUGUGAAACUUCACCAAUUCGUGGACAUGAUGAAGUCAUCAAACGCUAUGUCAAAUCGCCCAUUGUAAAAACCGAAUCGAAAAUGGAUGCGGUAAACGGACGCGAUGAAAAUAGCCGGCUCACAAAAUUGGAAAUGAAUUUAAAGCGAUUCGAAGAUGAGCGAAAAGUAUUCGCUUUGGAACGAGAGAAAUUCGAGCGUGAAAAGCGGCAUAUGGAACAGAUGCGAUUCCAGCGUCUGCUUGAAUUCGAACGAAAGCGAUCGAUGCAGCAAAGCGACCGUGAGCAAUUGGCCAUUGAAGCGGCCGCAAUUGCAUUGGCUGAAAUUGAAAAGCAGAAAAUCGCCAUGCGACAUCGACGAAGCAAAUCUCGUGGAUCAUCAUUUACCGGGAGCACAACUGAAGCGUAUGGUGAUGAUUAUGAAUCGUCAACAGCCACUUCGUCAUCGUCACGUGAUGAUGAUUUCAAAGACCAUGAAUUCGCCAAUGAAAUUCCGUUCGUGAAUUUUGACGAGCCGGUUGAUAUUGACCCCGUCCCCACAUUUGAAACGAACAAUGUUCAUGUGCCGACCAUUGAAGAGCCAAUCACAACGGAUGAAAUACCUAAACAGUCACUAUUCUUAUCACGGUUUCUUUUUGGCAAAGCACAACCAAAGAAAAUGACGCCAAUUCCAAGCCGUAAGACUUAUUUGAGAACACGUGUCGAUGAUGGCGGCCCAAUUUCAGUCCGUCGCAUUGUUUUUGUUGAAUCUCCACUGGUUUGGCAACAAGUUAUUGAAUUGCAUCAACACGAAUGGAACCAAAUGAUGCGCAUUCGUAAUCGAUGCAUCGCUAAUUUCUUGCUAUUGUGCAUAUUUUUCGGCUUCGGUGGAUUAAUGUUUCGGUUCGUCGAAGGUGCUUUUGAGAAUUUCUACAAGUGCGGAGUUCGACGUGUCAAACGAGAUUUUGUCGAUCAUUUGUGGACAUCGAGCCAUGAUCUAAGUGAAGACGAUUGGAAGUCGUUGGCUCGCACCAAAUUACGAGGAUUCGAAGACGAAUUACAUACCGCACAUGAAGCCGGAUUCAAAUCGUACAGUGGAUUAAAAUCAUGGACAUUUAUUAAUGGCGUCGUUUAUUGUAUGACCGUCGUUACUACCAUCGGAUAUGGCCACAUCAGUCCAUCAACGAAUACCGGCCGAGCAAUCACAAUCAUUUAUGCAAUUAUUGGCAUACCAAUGUUCUUGAUUCUACUGGCGGAUUUCGGUAAAUUAUUCACGCGAGGUAUCAAGUUCGUUUGGGCCUACGUCAGACGAUUGUAUUAUACGGGAUCAUUGCGUCGAGUGAGGAAACAAGCACAAGUUCAGGAGAUGAUUCGUGGCAUGAGUAUCGCUUACGAUAUAGCGACAUUCAGGCGGCCGAGUAUGUUGAUGAAAGAGUCAGAUAUGGAACGAGCACAAACAGCAUCGCCCAACCAAUUGGGUGGCACAGUGCAUAGUGAAACACCAACCACCCCAAUGCCACCGGAAAUGGCGAUUGACGAUGAAUUCAAUUUGCCAAUUUCAUUGGCGCUAUUCAUUUUGAUUGCGUACAUUUUAUGCGGUGCUGCUGUCUACUCACUGUGGGAGGAUUGGUCAUUCUUUGAAUCGUGUUAUUUUGUGUUUGUUUCCAUGUCCACAAUUGGCUUUGGUGACUAUGUUCCUCAGCAUCCUGCCCGUAUGAUGGCCAGCAUAAUUUACCUGAUCUUUGGACUCUCAUUAACUUCUAUGUGCAUCAACGUUGUCCAGGUCAAACUUAGCGAUAGCUUCCGGCAUGCAAGUGCCAAAAUCGGUGCCACCAUUGGCUUAUCCUUGGCCGAAGAAGAAGCACGUAGCUCACAAAAUCUCACACCUGCUCCGGAAAAUUCGUCCGUUCAUUCAUACGGAAAGAACUCACCAUCAGAUGAUCCAAAACUUGCCGUUGAUGGCGAUACCUAUGACAAUGCCGAGGUGCGCGAUGGAAAAAUCAUAACCGAUAUCAAGCAGCAACCACUUUCACCAAAUUCUUCCGAUAAAAAGGAUAUCAACAACAAAGUUAAGCACAUUUGAUUUGUGCACAUCAUUUUUUUUAGAAGUACUUUACUUUAAUUUUGCGUCGUUUUUUCUGUUGAAAAUUAAGUUAUAACUUUUUUGUUUGGAUUUUGUUUUUAUUUUCAAGUUUUCCUCAUUGUCAAUAAAAAAAAUUAUACUGUUUAUUAAAUUAAUUCUUGUUUAA